Molecule: messenger RNA, 1754 nt
Organism: Gigantopelta aegis
Lineage: Eukaryota; Metazoa; Mollusca; Gastropoda; Neomphalida; Peltospiridae
Product: probable tubulin polyglutamylase TTLL9
Exons: 14
Coding region: 158-1480 (440 amino acids)
Biological process (GO): microtubule cytoskeleton organization; protein polyglutamylation
Cellular component (GO): cilium
Molecular function (GO): tubulin-glutamic acid ligase activity; tubulin binding
Source: RefSeq, a predicted model, not a curated record
AAGACGUGCUUCUUCUUCUUCUACCAGACGGCUGAAAAUGAUGGAUAGAAAAUGUGUAUUUUCUCUUCUAGUCGUUUGACAGCUGUAUUUACUUUUAUACCUUAAAAUAGAAUGUUAUUUAGUGAACAUGUCGUGUUUUAAAUGUUAACUGAUCGUGAUGACUGCACAGAGAAAUGCCCCCAAGGUGUCGGGGUACCUUCAAAGCAAACGAUCAAGGUUUCUUGUAAGUGACCGAGCGAUCCGGUUCAAAUGUUCUCUUCAGAAUACAAUACUUGAUGUACUCAAUCAUCGACCUGGCUGGGAAGAGGCACAAGGAGAUGCCGAGUGGGAUUUCUUCUGGUGCGACCGCGAGUGGCUCAUGCAGAACUACGACACCAUGUUCCUCAUGGAACAUCAGAAGAUUCUCCACUUCAGAAACCAUUACGAGUUAACACGCAAGAACCUGAUGGUUAAGAAUCUGAAGCGGCUGAAAAAGUGUACUGAACGAGAACAGGGCAAACAGGAAGGCCAGAAUUUUGACUUUUUCCCAACAACCUUUGAACUUCCAUCAGAGUACCAUAUAUUUGUGGAGGAGUUUAAGAAGAAUCCAGGUAUUAUUUGGAUAAUGAAGCCUGCGGCAAAGUCUCAAGGUCGCGGUAUCUUUCUGUUUCGCAAGCUCAAGGACAUCACUGAUUGGAGGAAGGGUGAGUACCAGCCAGUGUCAGAACUGCGCGAUGGACCGGAGCUGUACGUCGUACAGAGAUACAUUGAGAACCCGUACCUGAUUGGAGGACGCAAGUUCGACAUCCGAGUCUACGUGCUCGUUCUUUCGUAUAAUCCUCUCAAAGUGUGGCUGUACAGAGAUGGUUUCGCUCGAUUCUCCAACACACGGUUUUCACUCGACUCCAUUGAAGACACAUACGUCCAUUUAACCAACGUGUCCAUCCAGAAAACUGCCCCCGACUACGACCCAGAAAGAGGCUGCAAGUGGUCAACGGGAAAACUGCGCAAAUACCUCACAGCUAAACAUGGAGUAGAAGCGGUGAAGUCCUUGUUCAGAUCGAUAGACAACAUGAUAGUGAAGUGUCUACAGAGCGUUCAAAAGAUAAUGAUUAACGACAAACAUUGUUUUGAAGUGUACGGAUACGAUAUAUUGCUAGACAGUCAUUUGAAACCGUGGCUGAUCGAGAUCAACGCAUCACCGUCCCUGACUGCGAGCGGCCUUGACGACUACCAGCUCAAGUACGGACUUCUCAAUGAUCUGCUCAGUGUCCUCGAUCUGGAAAACAGGCUGACUGGCCAAGAGAAGCGAAUCGGUGGCUGGGAUCUCCUUUGGAAUGAUGGGCCGGUGCUGUCAGACGAAACCAACGGCAACAGUCUCCAUCAAAAUGUCACCACUUCAGAGUACUUGGCCAACUCAUUCCUAGGUUGCCAUAACGACCGAAAGAAGCAACUGAAAGAAUUGUAUACCUACUCAUCCUAUGUGAAGAAAAAUCAAUAACAGUUUGUUUUAGUGGGAACCGUAAUGUUAUCAUGGAUAGGAAAUUUCAAAAAUAUUCCUUUAAAUUAAUUUGUGACUUGUGUUGUGAAAUUAUUGUUUCUAUGUGGUUUAAUUAUCACUUGAAAAACUUAGUUAUGACAGUGUAACUUCAUGGACAGUUUUGACUUCAUACCUGCAUGAUCGUGUGUGUGAUAUUAACUUUAAAGUCUGCUGUGAUACUGUGUGAUGUGUUAACACAGUUUCACAUUGAGAUGCCAUUAAAAAUCAUGUGAUG